AUGCCAAACACACAAAAGAAUAACUCUCAUGGGCCCUAUAAUGUGCUUUCAGAUUUGACAAAAGAAAAGAUCCUUGGUCUUCAACUUGCUGGAAAUAAUGUUGCCAGCAUUUCAGCCAAGCUGAAUGUACCCAAAUCAACGUCUUCUGGAAGACCACAGAUCCUCACACCUAGAGACAAAAGACGUAUUGUCUCGAAUCUCAAAAAAGACAGGUGGUCAAUGUUAGAUGAUCUUGUUGAUGAUGCUAGUGCUGACACGGGAUAG
Molecule: messenger RNA, 264 nt
Organism: Phycomyces blakesleeanus NRRL 1555(-)
Lineage: Eukaryota; Fungi; Mucoromycota; Mucoromycetes; Mucorales; Phycomycetaceae
Product: Homeodomain-like DNA binding domain-containing transcription factor
Exons: 2
Coding region: 1-264 (87 amino acids)
Source: RefSeq, a predicted model, not a curated record